UAUCAUCAUCAUCAUCAUCAUCAUUGCGAAUAGUGCCAUCUGGUGACCAUUGACAGAAUUUAAUUUGAUCAAAGUUUUUUUCGAUUGAUUGAUUGAUUAUAGAAUUUUCAAAUUAAAUUAUACUAAAUAAAUUGAAAGAAUUUGUAAUUUUUCUUGAUAAAUUAAGUGAAAUACUAUAAACCGAUUAUAUGUAACGGUUUGAUGUCUGAAGAAUUAAAAUCAAAUAAUAAUACUGAUAGUAAUCAAUCAGCAAUGAACAAUAAUAAUAAUGAUAGUGAUGAACAAAUCAAAUCCGAUAAUAAUAAUCAUCGAACACCAACAUCAUUAUCUGAUUUCAUUACUUGUCGGUUGUUCCAAUGAUAUUAUACCGAUUAAGAGCUGGAAAUUUCAGAUUAAACCAUUGUCAUUUCCAUUAGAUGAACAACAUGUAAUCGAUGCAUCAACAAAUGAUUCGAUUUCUAGUCCGACGAAUAAUAAUGAUGAAUCAAGGCAUACAAUGUGGUUACGACGACAACGAUCAAGUGUGGAAAGAAUUCGUUCACCAUCACCAUCAAAAUUUGAUGAAAUCAUUGUCAAACGUACACAAAGUAAAUUACGUGGCAUUAGCAUGCAAUCAUUGAGGAAAGAAAUUGAAAUUCAUUCAAAAUUUGUGGCAACACAAUCAUCAUCGAAUCUAUUACAAUCAUCAUCGAUAAUUUCAUUAUCAAAAUUGAGACAAUCAACAUCAUCAUUGUGGUCAUCAAAGACAAAUUCAUCACAAUCAUCAUUGAUGAAAUGUAAAUUAAAACAACGAUUUAAAAGUCCACGACAUCAUAGUAAUGGUUCACUAGUUAUUAUCAACGAUAACAUUAAUGAUAAUAGUCAUGAUCAUGAGAAAUCGAUUGAUCUCUGAGAAAAUAAAACAUUUGAGUUUUUUUUUUUGGUUC
This is a messenger RNA of Dermatophagoides farinae (American house dust mite), 926 nucleotides long. RefSeq lists its product as uncharacterized. The record is from RefSeq and is a predicted model, not a curated record. Lineage: Eukaryota; Metazoa; Arthropoda; Arachnida; Sarcoptiformes; Pyroglyphidae.